Molecule: messenger RNA, 1930 nt
Organism: Sycon ciliatum
Lineage: Eukaryota; Metazoa; Porifera; Calcarea; Leucosolenida; Sycettidae
Product: early growth response protein 1-like
Exons: 2
Coding region: 244-1734 (496 amino acids)
Biological process (GO): regulation of transcription by RNA polymerase II
Molecular function (GO): RNA polymerase II cis-regulatory region sequence-specific DNA binding; DNA-binding transcription factor activity, RNA polymerase II-specific
Source: RefSeq, a predicted model, not a curated record
UCUCGAGGCCAGACAUUGCUCAAUGUAAAUAGUAGCUGUGUAGAAUUUUCUGUGCUCAUUCCUACCAAGUAGUUCCGUUGAAAAGGUGAAGAAAUUUCGUUGAGGUACAAUGUAGUUCUUUGUGAAGAGAAAAUUAUCUUCGGCAGUUGAACAUCGGCAGUUGGACAUCUGCGCGUUUACCCUAGGAUAAACUCCACUUGAUACCAGUUGACACCGGAGGCUAGUACAACUCAUCAACAAAAGAUGCGAUUGUUCAAACCAUCCAUACAAGGCUAUGAAGCUCAGGCCCCGAUAGAAGAGGCAAGCAACAAUGUGGAAAUCUCCGAUGCGCCGACUGGUUACGAUAAUAUGCAGGACUUGAACAUUUCGCUGGGUUGUACUGCCGUGCCUAUUUCAUUCCCGCCUGACAGUAGUAUUAUGCAGGAGAUGGAGGAAUUACUAGCCCACGCUCCAAACGCCUGGGGCACACUAGCGGUGCAUGGAGACCUGGGCUUGGCUGCAGGGGAUGAAGAGCUGAUGGAUUUCCUAGUCGAAUUGCUACAAGCCGAAAGUCCGGGAAGUGAAAUGACUGGCCCAGCAGAUGAUCAAGUGCCAGUAAGCUCAACAGCUUCCAACAUGACUUCUUCCGGCAGUGCUCAUGCUGAGUCUGCCACUGCGGAUAAACAACAGCAGGAGCAAGGUACCGUCUCAGACCAUCCGUUUCCUGGUAUUCCAACGAAUUUGAAUGCACAUGGUUCCGAUUCCACCGGGCCACCAUCACUGCCAGGACCUGACCAUAUGCAAACUCCCCGCAAUCACGAGCAAGGGAUGAAUGGAGGUGUUAACGUCGUGACGUCAUCACUGCAUGCUACGUCACUACCAAUGAAGGAGCGGCCCUUUGCGUGUAGUCGUGAAGGAAUACCGGGAAAUGUGAAUGCACAUGGUUCCGAUUCCACCGGGCCACCAUCACUGCUAGGUCCUGACCAUAUACAAACUCCCCACAAUCACGAGCAAGGGAUGAAUGGAGGUGUUAACGUCGUGACGUCAUCACUGCUUCCUACGUCACCACUACUGAAGAAGCGGCCCUUUGCGUGUGGUCAUGAAGGCUGCAGUCGCCGCUUCCCACGCAAAGACGAGCUGAACCGCCACACACGUACGCAUACAGGCGAAAAGCGGUUUCAAUGCGAAAUUUGCAAUACAUGGUUUUCAAGGAAGGACCAUCUCACGACACACUUCCGCACACAUACCGGGGAGAAGCCAUAUCAUUGUCCGCAUUGCCCUAGUCAGUUUGCCCGGUCUGACGGAAGGCUACGCCAUAAGAAAAAAGUUCACAAAUUGCUAGAAUCAAGCGCAGCAUUAGGAGUGCAGCACGGACACUCACCAGGUCUCGGUGGUACGCCUUUGGCUACAAACAUGGUGAGCUUGGCAUCACUGCCCGCACUGAGUACAGCCAGCCAGUUCUCUGCCACAGCAACUCCGCCGGCUAGUACUAGUAGUGCAGCCUCCGCUAGACCUUUUAAUGGGACUGCUGCAUCGAUGGGCACCGCCGCCGCCGCCGCCGCGACACAGCAUCAUAAUUAUUCCAUGGCUGUCUCAUCCACGGUAAACGUACGGCAGCCGCAGGAGGAACAUCAUUUGCAGCAGCAGCCACAAGGCCAGCAGUACCAGAACCGUCAGCAUCUGGCUCCAGAUGUGGUUCCAGAACCAGAGCAGAGUGCUGGCAUGAUUGGUCAAGCGGACAUUCCUCGUGGAUAACUUCGGCUCAGUAUCCAAAACAUCGUCUAAUCGCAUAAGGACAACAUAUGCUGCGUUGUGGACUGGUCUGGACUGGCAUGCUAUUGCCAAUGUAGUGUAUAUUUAGUGUAUGUGUAUGUGUAUGUGAGAAAAGGGAGAGAGAGUGUGGGUGUAUGUGGGUGUAAUGGUGUGGGCAUGUGUGGAUUUGGCAUUUAAA